Messenger RNA from Jatropha curcas, 3934 nucleotides. The record is from RefSeq and is a predicted model, not a curated record. NCBI's taxonomy places the organism in Eukaryota, Viridiplantae, Streptophyta, Magnoliopsida, Malpighiales, Euphorbiaceae.
CUGAUGCGUAAGCAUAACAACAUAGAAUAUCGGUUGCAUCAUUUUGGUUCUCUUCCUCGAAGUGUCGUUUUACUCGCCUUCAACUGUAAGAAGGAUCAGCUUUUGGAUAUCGGGUCGAACUCCAUUUGAACCUAUCCUGACCCGGUUUCGAAUAGCUCUACUUGAUCCAAAUGUUAGUGACUGUCCCGGCCCGGCCCUAGAACUCUUCCCAACAGUAUCGUUUUUACCUUUGCCUGUCUCCCUCGCUCAUUCGCCACCCGCAUUCGCCACCACGUUUCACCGACGACAAAUCUUCGAUCCGCAAAAAAAAUCCUUUGAACCUUGUCAUUGCCUACAGCCAGCCCCAACCGUAGAAAUCUCUACUCAUGAUUGCCAUUCGUACUUCUCAGAGUUGGGCGCUGCCGUUCGUUGCUAGGCAAUUUUCCAAAAUCAACUCUCAAGAGCUUUUCGUCCCUCUCAGGUACUAUUCUCAAAAGAUCGAGAGCCGUGACGAUGAAGAACUGGAAGCUAAUGUUGAGCGAAGACUCUCCACUAAAACCAAGAAGGCUAAAUCCAUUGCGCGACUCAUAAACACCAAAUCAUGGUCAAGUGAGCUAGAGUCUUCUCUCUCAUCUCUUUCUCCCUCAUUUUCUAAAACCACUGGCUUCCAAGUUCUUCGCCUUAUCAAAGUUCCAUCAAAAGCCCUUAAAUUCUUCAAUUGGCUUCCUCAAAUGGGUUUCACCCACAAUGACCAAUCCUAUUUCUUGAUGUUAGAAAUCUUGGGUCGCGCUCGGAACCUUAAUGUAGCGCGUAAUUUCUUGUUUUCCAUCAAGAGAAAGUCUAAUGGGACGGUUAAGCUUGAGGACAGGUUCUUUAAUAGCUUAAUCAGAAGUUAUGGUCGAGCUGGGUUGUUUCAAGAGUCUGUAAAGCUUUUUACUUCGAUGAAAUCUGUUGGAGUUUCCCCAUCUGUGGUUACAUUUAAUAGUCUUUUGUUGAUUUUGCUUAAACGUGGACGCACCAAUAUGGCCAAGAGUGUAUUCGACGAAAUGCUGAGCACGUAUGGUGUUGCGCCUGAUACAUAUACCUUUAACAUUCUGAUUAGAGGGUUCUGCAAGAAUUCAAUGGUUGAUGACGGGUUUAGGUUUUUCCAGAAAAUGUCGAGUUUUAACUGUGAUCCUGAUAUUGUGACUUAUAAUACGCUUGUUGAUGGGUUGUGUAGAGCAGGAAAGGUUAAGACAGCACACAAUGUGGUUAAGGGGAUGGUUAAGAAAAGUGAAGAUUUGAAUCCUGAUGUUGUUUCUUACACCACUUUGCUUAGAGGAUAUUGUAUGAAGCAAAAUAUUGAUGAGGCUUUGGUUGUUUUUGAAGAGAUGGUCGACAAAGGAUUGAAACCAAAUGCAGUUACUUAUAACACGCUUAUUAAAGGCCUUUGUGAAGUCCAGAAGAUUGAUAAGAUCAAAGAGGUUUUGGAGGGAGCCUUGGAGGUUGGAGGAUUUUCUCCUGAUACCUGUACUUUGAAUACAUUGAUGAAUGGACAUUGCAAUGCAGGGAAUUUGAACGAGGCCUUGAAGGUUUUUGAGAAGAUGAUGGAGUGGAAGGUCCAGCCAGAUUCUGCUACGUACAGUGUUCUGGUUAGGAACUUGUGUCACAUAGGGGACUUUGAGAGAGCAGAGAAAUUGUAUGACGAGCUGCUAAAGAAGGGCAUUUUAUUAAGAGAUGAUGGUAGUACGCCUCUUGUUGCAGCCUACAAAUCCAUGUUUCAGUUUUUGUGUAAAAAUGGGAAGACUAGCAAGGCAGAAAGGGGGUUCAGGCAACUAAUGAAAAGGGGAACACAAGAUCCUACUUCUUACAAGAUUUUGAUAAUAGGGCAUUGUAAGGAAGGCACAUUUGAAGCUGGCUACGAGCUCUUGGUCUUAAUGUUAAGAAGAAAUUUUGAUCCUGAUUCUGAGAUCUACCAGUCGCUGAUUGAUGGUCUCUUGCAGAAGGGUGAGCCUCUUCUUGCUUACCAGACUCUACAGAAGAUGCUAAAGAGCUCCAUUGUUCCUACAACUUCUACUUUCCAUUCUAUACUUGCAGGACUUCUGAAAAAGGGUUAUGCCCAUGAAUCAGCUAGCCUUGUAGUAUUAUUGUUGGAGGGUAAAAUUAGACAAAAUGUUACCCUAUCAACACAUACUGUAAGAUUACUCUUUAGCAAUGGACUGCGAGAUAAAGGAUUUCGGAUUGUUGGGCUACUUUAUGAUAACGGGUACAUGGUUGACAUGAAAGAAUUGAUUAUUUUCCUUUCUCAGAGUAGAAAGUUACUUGAGGCAAACAAAUUGUUGCUAUUUUGUCUGGAGAAACAUCACAAUAUUGAUAUUGAUAUGUGCAACACAGUAAUUGAAGGUCUUUGUAAAAUGAAGAAGCUUUCAGAAGCAUUUGGGUUGUACUAUGAAUUGGUGGAGAAAGGCAAUCAUCAACCGCUGAGUUGCCUAGAAAAUUUGAGAGUUGCCUUAGAAGCUGGGGGAAGAUCAAAAGAAGUAGAGUUUCUAUCUAAGAGGAUGCCAAAUGAGAAACAUGCAAAAGUUCAAGCAUCUCCUCAUAUGGAAACUCAUGAACAUGCCCUUGAUGAGUCACUGAACUCUGGCAUAAGUGCAAUGCUAGAUGUCACAGUCUUUGAUUAUGUGACCAUUUCUUCAAAGUUUUUGCAGAAAAAGAAGUCAUCUUCCUGGCAAACUAUAUUCUAGUUAAACUUGUUGAAGAUGCUAAAAACAGACAGUAACGGUUCUUCAGGGCGCUGUACUUUCCUCACUAGACGUACUCCUACCUUAGGGAAGGCAACAAUACUUGCAAUAGGCAAGGCCUUCCCUAAACAACUCAUUCCCCAGGACUGCCUUGUUGAGGGCUAUAUCCGAGACACCAAAUGUGAUGAUGUAUCCAUCAAGGAGAAAUUGGAGCGGCUUUGUAAAACUACUACUGUGAAGAAAAGAUACACAGUGAUGUCAAAAGAGAUUCUGGAGAAAUACCCUGAACUUGCAACUGAGGGCACACCAACAAUCAAACAAAGGCUUGAAAUAGCAAAUCCUGCAGUCGUUGAGAUGGCAAAGGAAGCAAGCCUUGCUUGCAUCAAGGAAUGGGGAAGACCAGUGGAAGAUAUUACUCAUAUUGUCUAUGUUUCUUCCAGUGAGAUACGCCUACCUGGUGGUGACCUUCAUCUAGCCACUCAGCUAGGCUUAAGAAGCGAUGUUAGUCGAGUAAUGCUAUACUUUUUAGGCUGUUAUGGUGGUGUCACCGGCCUUCGAGUUGCUAAGGACAUAGCUGAAAACAAUCCAGGAAGUCGUGUUUUAUUAACGACUUCUGAAACUACUAUACUAGGUUUUCGGCCCCCAAACAAAGCACGCCCUUAUGAUCUUGUAGGGGCUGCACUUUUUGGCGAUGGAGCUGCAGCUGUUAUAAUUGGAGCCAACCCUGUAAUAGAUAAGGAGUCUCCUUUCCUGGAGCUGAACUAUGCAGUUCAGCAAUCAUUACCAGGUACACAAAAUGUCAUUGAUGGAUGCCUUUCUGAAGAGGGCAUAAAUUUCAAGCUUGGAAGAGACCUUCCUCAAAGGAUUGAAGAUAACAUAGAGGAAUUCUGCAAAAAGCUCAUGUCAAAGGCUGGAUUAACCGAGUUCAAUGAUUUGUUCUGGGCUGUCCAUCCAGGUGGACCAGCUAUACUUAACCGGCUAGAGAGUACUCUGAAGCUAAACACUGAAAAACUAGAGUGCAGCAGGAGGGCUUUAAUGGAUUAUGGAAAUGUUAGCAGCAACACUGUAUUCUAUGUUAUCGAUUACAUGAGAGAAGAAAUGAAGAGAGAUGGAGGUGAAGAAUGGGGACUUGCCUUAGCUUUUGGGCCAGGCAUUACUUUCGAAGGUAUCCUUCUUCGUAGCUUGUGAUCACAUCCAGCAUCCAGCAACCAGCAGCAGCAGCAGCAGCAGCAGCA